CUAGCAUUGUUCACGUACCCAUCGCAGUCAUCGCACUUGUAGGCGGCACCCACGACUCUCUACACCCCCCCGUAACCUCUCUUAGAAACUACAAUGGCAAAGGUGCCGAGGAGCUUCCGUCUCCUCGAGGAGCUUGAGAAGGGCGAGAAGGGCCUCGGUGACGGCAGCUGCAGCUAUGGUCUCAAGGACAGCGACGACCUCGCCAUGUACGAGUGGAACGGCACCAUCCUCGGCCCCCCUCACUCUGCCUUUGAGAACCGCAUCUUCAGCCUCAGCAUCUACUGCGGUGACAAGUACCCUGAUCUCCCUCCCAUUGUCAAGUUUGAGAGCAGGAUCAACCUUCCUUGCGUUGACCAGCGUGGCCUGGUCGACCUGUCGCGCGUGCACGCCAUCUCGCAGUGGAGGCGCGACUUUAGCCUCGAGAAUGUGCUCGUCGAGCUGAGGAGGGAGAUGGCUGCCCCCGCCAACCGCAAGACGCCUCAGCCUGCCGAGGGCUCCGAGUUUCCUCCGCUCGACCUCGUCGCGCUCGCCAAGCAGCGCAAGGCUUAGUCGUGCGACUCGCAGGUGCUUCAUGUCGUAUACCUUUUCACCGUUUGUUCAGCAGGCCAGCAGGGCUCCCAUGCAGUCACAUAUCACGCGA
Molecule: messenger RNA, 640 nt
Organism: Vanrija pseudolonga
Lineage: Eukaryota; Fungi; Basidiomycota; Tremellomycetes; Trichosporonales; Trichosporonaceae
Gene: spm2
Product: Ubiquitin-conjugating enzyme spm2
Exons: 6
Coding region: 94-549 (151 amino acids)
Biological process (GO): DNA damage tolerance; protein K63-linked ubiquitination
Cellular component (GO): nucleus
Source: RefSeq, a predicted model, not a curated record